AUGAAUGUUCUCAAGCUUCAAAAGAAAUUUCCCCAGUUCCCGCAGAACGAGAUCUUCUCGCUGUCAGAUGCCUUUCAGCGACUCGAUGUAGACGACCGAGGAUACCUGGACGAAGCAACAGCAAUCAAGGCUACCCAGCAAAGCGAAAAUCUGCCAUACGACGUCGUACGUCAGGCGCUGAAGGAAGUUGAGCUUGAUUCCUCGAGACGCGUUGAGCUUGAAGAUUACGUUGGGCUCGUCGCAAAGCUUCGCGACUCUUCCCCCGCCCAAAAACGCAUGUCUGUCGGGCCAGCCGCUCCUUCUGGCGGUGUCGUAACCCAACGAACCGGCGGCCAUGCCUCGAAGGGCAGCGUCAGCGGCAAGAUUCAAGUGCAAGGCUCCAGCGCAAAUAUCACGCACACGAUUAACGAAGACGAACGUACAGAGUUCACUCGACACAUCAAUGCAGUCCUGGCAGGCGAUGCAGACAUUGGCAGCCGCCUGCCUUUCCCCACCGAUACCUUCGAAAUGUUUGACGAUUGUAAGGAUGGACUGGUCCUCGCCAAGCUCAUCAAUGACAGUGUUCCGGACACCAUUGAUGAGCGUGUCUUGAAUAUGCCUGGAAAGAAGACCAAGAACCUUAACGCGUUUCAAAUGAGCGAGAACAACAACAUCGUGAUUGAGUCUUGCAAGGGUAUUGGCUGUUCCGUCGUCAAUAUUGGCGCGGGUGAUAUUAUCGAAGUGCGUGAGCAUCUCAUCCUGGGUCUUAUCUGGCAAAUUAUUCGUCGUGGUCUUCUCGGAAAGAUCGAUAUAAAGUUGCACCCUGAGCUGUAUCGCUUGCUGGAAGAGGAUGAGACCCUGGAACAGUUCCUCCGCCUCCCUCCUGAGCAGAUUCUUCUGCGAUGGUUCAACUACCAUCUCAAGGCAGCCAAUUGGUCGCGAAGAGUCUCCAACUUCUCCACCGACGUCAAGGAUGGCGAGAACUACGCCGUUCUGCUUGCCCAAAUUGGAGGCGAGUACGGCUGCACCAGAGCGCCCAUCCAGACAAGAGAUCUUCUGAAAAGAGCGGAAGAAGUUCUCCAGGAGGCCGAAAAGCUCCAAUGCCGAAAGUUCCUGACCCCUACCUCGCUGGUUGCUGGUAACCCGAAGCUGAACCUUGCGUUCGUUGCCAAUUUGUUCAACAACCACCCUGCUCUGGACCCCAUCACGGAGGAAGAGAAGCUUGAAGUAGAGGAUUUUGACGCCGAAGGCGAGAGAGAAGCCAGAGUAUUCACACUCUGGCUCAACAGCUUGGAUGUUCAGCCGGCAGUUGUGUCAUUCUUCGAUGAUCUACGCGACGGCAACAUUCUCCUGCAAGCGUAUGACAAGGUUAUUCAAGGCUCCGUCAACUGGCGUCAUGUCAACAAACCCCCGGCCCAUGGCGGUGAAAUCAUCCGAUUUAAGGCCGUAGAGAAUACCAACUAUGCCAUUGAGCUCGGCAAACAAAUCGGAUUUUCCUUGGUCGGCAUCCAAGGCGCUGAUAUCACUGACGGGCAAAGGACUCUGACUCUCGGCCUGGUCUGGCAGCUUAUGAGAAGAAACAUUACGGUGACUCUUUCCUCUCUUGCGCAGAAGCUCGGCAAGCGAGAAAUUACCGAUGCCGAGAUGGUCCGCUGGGCAAAUGACAUUUCCAAGAAGGGUGGUCGUAACUCUGCCAUCAGAUCUUUCAAGGACCCCGCUAUCGCCACUGGCGUUUUCUUGCUCGAUGUGCUGAACGGAAUCAAGAGCAGCUACGUUGACUACGACCUGGUGACCGCUGGACAGACGGAUGAGGACGCAUACAUGAACGCGAAACUCAGCAUCAGCAUCGCUAGAAAGUUGGGCGCUACUAUCUGGCUGGUGCCAGAAGAUAUCUGCCAAGUCAGAAGCCGUCUCGUGACAACUUUUAUUGGAUCUCUCAUGGCUACGCACGAAAGAAUGUAA
Akanthomyces muscarius is the source of this 1941-nucleotide messenger RNA. RefSeq lists its product as uncharacterized. The transcript is spliced from 5 exons. Gene Ontology annotation, cellular component: actin filament bundle; cytoplasm; actin filament. The record is from RefSeq and is a predicted model, not a curated record. Gene Ontology annotation, molecular function: actin filament binding. Gene Ontology annotation, biological process: actin filament network formation; actin filament bundle assembly. Lineage: Eukaryota; Fungi; Ascomycota; Sordariomycetes; Hypocreales; Cordycipitaceae. The coding region runs from base 1 to 1941 and encodes 646 amino acids.